AUGAUUUCAACAAUUGGCACAACAACAAUUCAAACAACUACAGCACCAAACUCGCUAGUCAUGAAUCCUACGUCAAUGUUGGUAGAGAUGAAAAGCUUUAUUCCUUCUUCAUAUACUUUUGAGACAGAAAUACAAAGAAUUAAGCAAGAACUUUUAACAAGUAAUUUAGACUGUAGUGCGAAAGAUGAAACAAAUGAACAGUAUCUUUAUGACAUGCAGGACAUUAUUGACCAUUUACCCAAAUUGCCUGAAAUUCAGCAGCAAAAACUAACUAUUCCUGAAUUCGAUGAAAUAGAAGUGAAACCAACUGAUUCAGUAGAAAUAAAGAAGUUCAUACGUAAAGUAAACUAUGAAUUCCUUGGUUUUCAUUGCAACCAUAAAGUUAUGAACAAAGAUUGCGACAUGGUAUAUAAGAACAUCUCUGACAUAUAUAAAUCUGGGGAGUUUAAGACAUACGACAACUUUGUUUCAUUAGUUGCUGAAUGUGUAUGGCAGAUAAGAGAUAAAGAUAAAAGAUGUAAAAUAUGGAAUGGACAAAUAAAACCAACAACUUUUGA
Molecule: messenger RNA, 557 nt
Organism: Trichomonas vaginalis G3
Lineage: Eukaryota; Parabasalia; Trichomonadida; Trichomonadidae
Product: organellar and viral DNA polymerase type B
Exons: 1
Source: RefSeq, a predicted model, not a curated record